AUGUCCGAGCAGGAGGUACCUCCCUCUAUUGCGCAACGUAUUGUUAUAAAGUUUUUAGCUGCAGAAGGUGUAAAACCGGCCGAAAUCUUGAGAAGAUUGACUGCACAGUUCGGGGAAAAGACGCUGUCGCGAGCUAGAGUGUUUGCUUGGCAUAAACAGUUCGUGGAGGGCCGUGAACGUGUUGAAAAUGAGAGCCAUGACCGCAGACCCCGCACCAGCAUUACAGCGGGCAACAUCGACAGUGUUCGUCAACUUGUUGAAGGUGAUAGGCGUCUAACAACUUCGGAUAUUGCAAUUAAGGUUGGAAUAAGUUAUGGGAGCACUUACUCUAUACUCUCAGAGGAGCUAGGGUAUCGCAAGGUGUGUGCCAGGUGGGUUCCUCGUCUUCUGACAGUUGACCAGAAACUGAAUCGUUUUCAAGUGUGUAAGCGUCUUCUUGCUCGAUUUCGGGAAGAAGGAGACCCAUUUCUUUCUCACAUUGUCACCUGUGAUGAAACGUGGGUGCAUCACUACACCCCUGAGUCGAAACAAGCGAGUAUGGAGUGGAGGAAGAAAGGAGAAACCGGACCAGUGAAAGCCAAGUCACGAUUAUCGGCUGGCAAGGUUUUGGCUACCGUUUUUUUUGACCAGUGUGGCCUGCUGCACCUUGAUUUUUUGCAUGAGCGCAGAACAAUUAAUGCGGCGUACUACUGCAAAAUUUUGACUGAGGUCAGACUUGCAUAUCGCCGCAAAAGACGACACCUUCCAAUGAGAAAAGUGAUUCUCCUCCAUGACAAUGCUCGCCCCCAUACGGAAGCCCUGACAGUACAAAAAUUGGAGCAACUGGGUUGGGAGACACUGGAACACCCUCCAUACAGUCCAGACCUGUCUCCCUGCGACUUCCAUGUCUUUGGUCCUCUCAAGGAAGCUUUGGGAGGGCAAAAAUUCCACAGCGAUAAUGAGGUUGAAGCAUAUGUGCGCAAUUGGCUACAAACACGACCUGACUCUUUUUACCUGGAAGGAAUUAAAAAAUUACGUAUACGCUGGGAAAAAUGUGUUUCUAAAUCAGGAGAUUAUGUAGAAAAAUAA
Messenger RNA from Diorhabda carinulata, 1068 nucleotides. Its product is annotated as histone-lysine N-methyltransferase SETMAR-like. Gene Ontology annotation, molecular function: nucleic acid binding. The coding region runs from base 1 to 1068 and encodes 355 amino acids. The transcript has a single exon. The record is from RefSeq and is a predicted model, not a curated record. NCBI's taxonomy places the organism in Eukaryota, Metazoa, Arthropoda, Insecta, Coleoptera, Chrysomelidae.